Messenger RNA from Trichoderma reesei QM6a, 1035 nucleotides. RefSeq lists its product as uncharacterized. Gene Ontology annotation, molecular function: oxidoreductase activity. NCBI's taxonomy places the organism in Eukaryota, Fungi, Ascomycota, Sordariomycetes, Hypocreales, Hypocreaceae. The transcript is spliced from 6 exons. The record is from RefSeq and is a predicted model, not a curated record. The coding region runs from base 1 to 1035 and encodes 344 amino acids.
AUGCCCGCUUUCAUUAUACCACAGACGCGAAAAGCCCUCCGAAGAAUCGGCCCCCGAGAAGCCAAGUUUGUCGACGAGGCCAUACCUUCUCGGGGCUCAUCCGAUGUGUUGAUCAGGGUUCGCGCUGUUUCGCUCAACUACAAGGACUUGGCUAUGCUGGAUGAUAAGUUCCCCUGGCCAGUGCCAUCUAACAUCAUCAUGGGCGCGGAUGUUGCAGGCGAGGUUGCUUGGGUUGGAGAAAAGGUUGCCAAGUUCAAGAUCGGCGACGGAGUCGUUGCUAUUCACAACUUGGAUAACAUCACUGGACGCGAAUCAACAGCCAGAGCCCCGGGCCAGGGUGUCGACGGAACCCUGGCUACCUACGUUGUCUUCUCAGAGGUCGAACUGGUCAAGUUUCCCGACAAUUUGUCAUGGGCUGAGGCCAGCAUUCUGCCCUGCUCUGGUGUCACUGCUUGGUCAGCCCUGAAUAUCAAGACAAACAAUCUGUGGGGAAAGAAGGUGCUUGUUCAAGGGACCGGAGGCGUGAGCAUCAUAGCGCUCAGCCUUGCUGCCAAAGCCGGUGCCACUGUUAUUGCCACAUCUUCAUCCGAUGCCAAGCUAGAGCGCGCGCGAGAGCUCGGUGCUUCCCACGUCAUCAACUACAAGCAGAAUCCCAACUGGGAACAGCAAGUGUUGGACCUCACAUAUGGCCUCGGAGUCGACAUUGUCGUCGAACAAGGGGGGGCUCAAACGCUGCUGCAGAGCGUACAGUCAGUGAAGCGAGAGGGCCAGAUUUCUCAAGUCGGAUUUCUAUCGGGACACGGUCACGGAGACAUGUUUCGUCUGGUCCAGCUGCUCAUCAUCAGGAAGUGCAGCAUUGUGGGCAUUCAGGUUGGGUCAAAAGGCGAUCUGGAAGAUUUGCUCGACUUUGUCAAACAGCCGCAUUUCAAGCUCGAGCCAUGCAUCGACCGAGUGUUUAGCUUCGACAAGUCAUUAGAAGCCUUUGAAUACAUGAGAAAUGGAGGUGCUGUCGGGAAGAUAGUCAUUGAGUUUUGA